This is a messenger RNA of Spathaspora passalidarum NRRL Y-27907, 4513 nucleotides long. It is a transcript of the gene MSH3, whose product is annotated as mismatch repair protein. The transcript has a single exon. Gene Ontology annotation, biological process: mismatch repair. Gene Ontology annotation, molecular function: ATP binding; mismatched DNA binding; ATP-dependent DNA damage sensor activity. Bases 22 to 2928 code for a protein of 968 amino acids. Gene Ontology annotation, cellular component: nucleus; MutSalpha complex. NCBI's taxonomy places the organism in Eukaryota, Fungi, Ascomycota, Pichiomycetes, Serinales, Debaryomycetaceae. The record is from RefSeq and is a predicted model, not a curated record.
AGCAACGGACUUACUUACACUAUGCCCAUAACCAAACAGGCAACCAUCAGUAGCUUCUUCAAGAGUGCUACACCAAUCAAGAGUGAAGAGAAUUCACCCAAGUCUUUUCCAACUGCAAAUGUUCUUGAUCAAUUUUCUUUUAAAAAUGGCAACCACAAACGUUCGUCUCCAGCUCUCCAAACUCCAACUCCACCCACACCCACACCCCCACUGACUUCAGAUAAUACAGAACUGCCGGCCAUUCCACAAAAGCGGAAACAGCAAACUCAAUCAGCAAGGAAACCAAAAGAACCGUCAUAUACACCCCUAGAGAAACAGAUCAUUGACCUAACCGACGCGCAUCACGACAAGAUUCUUCUCAUUCAAGUAGGAUACAAGUAUAAAGUGUACGGACCACAUGCCGAGAUUGUAUCGCACAUCCUCAACAUCAUGUACAUCCCCAAGGACAAUCCCCGGUUUGCGUAUUGUUCGUUCCCCGACAUCAAACUACACAUUAACAUCAAGAGAAUCAUCAACCACGGAUACAAGAUUGGCGUAGUUAAACAGCAAGAAUCGGCCAUUGUGCGUACUAUUGAGAAAAAAGGGUCUGACUUAAUGAAGAGAGAAGUCACGGGUGUUUAUACUAAAGGCACGUAUCUUGGUGAUGAGUUUGUAGGGAAUGGUAAUGACAAUGACAAUGAGAAACCUCAGUAUAUUGUUUGUAUUUGCGAAGUUAAUGAGCAUGAUUUUGCAAUUGUUGCCGUGCAGUUGCUUACAGGUAAUAUUAUUUAUGACAUGUUCAAAGACAGAUUGAACCGAGAGGAAAUGGAGACAAGAUUGACGUAUUUAUCUCCUGCUGAAGUCAUUGUAGUUAACUCCCAAGACGAAAUAAGUUCAAGUACACUAAAGAUUCUAAAACUAAUCAAUCCUGAACUUGUGCCCAUGCAUAAAACUACUAGCAAGUUGGAAGACCUUGAACUAGAUGCAGACUUGAUUGAAUACUACACCAUCAACUUUCCCCAUUCGGUACAAUCAUGCAUUGCAACACUAACGAAGUACUUGUCCGAGUUCAAGCUCAACAGUGUAUUCACCCUCCGUGAAAAUAUCACCCCGUUUACCAAUUCCACUAACUAUAUGAUCCUUCCUGCCAGCACUUUGAACGCAUUGGAUGUAUUCACCAACUCCACUGACCCUGAAUCUGAACGAGGCACUCUCGUCUGGCUUUUGAAUCACACGCGUACGCGCAUGGGACAACGGAUGUUCACUAAAUGGGUCAGUCGACCAUUGGUGCAUCGACCAGCCAUUGAAGACCGUCUACAAGCAGUGGAAGACUUGCGCAAGGGAUACAUUCACGUGGUUGACUCUCUUCGAAACCAAUUGGACAAAUUUAAAAGGUUGGAUUUGGAAGAGUUGUUAAUCAAAGCGCAUUACUCCGUCAGUUACAAAACGGGUAAGUUGAGUCGAAAAGAAGCGUUCCUUAUGAUUCACGGGUUUAAUGAUGUCUUCAAAGUGGUGGGUCAGUUUGAAAAAUCGAUUUGUGAAUUGAAUAAAAGUGUCAAGUCACGAUUGUUAUUAGACAUAUUUGAAGGAUUGCUUGAUUUCUCAAAAACUAAUGUCGCAAGAGAGUUUGUGGAUAUGAUUAAUCCCAGCUAUUUAUUGAGUGAGUCCAAGGACAUUGAUGAGCAAAAGACCAAGUUUUUCAACUUAAACAAUUUCAAAUCUGAACCGAUCGCCAAGGAACAACAGGAAAUAACCGACAUCGAAAGGCUUCUCGAUGAGGAAUUAGAGAAUGUGAGGCAUUUACUCAAACGAGCCAAUUUGAAAUACAUCACUGUUAAUCGAGAACCAUACUUGAUUGAAGUGCGUAAUGGGAAGGACGUGGAUGGGCUUCCGGACACGUUCCAACGAAUCAGCGGGAAUAAAGCUGUGAGUCGAUUCCGAACUCGAGAAAUUUCUCGAUUGUACAAUCUCCUUCAAUAUCAUCAAGAAAUCCUCUUGCAGAGGUGUGAUGAGGCCUACAUGGCCUUUUUGCAGCAAAUUGACGAUAAACACCCCUUCUUUCGCAACACCAUUAAACAUUUGGCAACUUUUGAUUGUCUCCUUUCACUCACUGCUGCCAGUCUCAUACCCAACCAUGUCAGGCCCAAGUUCACUGAUGAUCUCUUAGUUGAAGUACGUCAGGGACGCCACCCCAUCAUCGAACAAUUACGGGAUAAUUACGUCCCCAAUGACAUCUCUAUGACAUAUGAUAAAGACCGAGCCCUAAUCAUCACCGGUCCCAAUAUGGGUGGGAAAUCCUCAUAUGUUAAACAAAUUGCCUUGCUCGUAAUCAUGGCCCAGAUUGGUGCAUACAUCCCCUGUCAAUCAGCCACCAUGGGGAUCUUCGACACUGUGUUUAUGCGUAUGGGUGCUCGAGACGAUAUUUUGCGGGGACAAUCAACGUUCAUGACCGAGAUGAAUGAAUGUGGAUCCAUCAUUUCGGGAUUGACUAAUCGGUCUCUUGUGAUUAUGGACGAGAUUGGGCGAGGCACGGGGACGACAGAUGGGAUCGCCAUUGCGUAUAGUGUGUUGAAGUAUCUUGUUGAGUGCAACCAGAGGCCGUUGGUUUGUUUUAUUACGCAUUACCCCAGUCUCCAUGUUUUAGAAGAGGAGUUCCCGGGACAAGUAGUGAAUUACCAUAUGGGGUUCAAGGAAGUGGCUAAGGACGGUGAGUUCCCCGAGGUUGUAUUUUUGUAUAAUUUGGUUAGAGGUGUGAUUGGAAAUCUGUAUGGAUUAAACGUUGCCAAGCUUGCUGGAGUUCCACAUGAAAUUAUUCAAGGAGCAUAUAAAGUAAGUGAAAUAUUGAGGAAUAAAAUUGAAGCAAGAGAUCAGCAUAGGUUUUACAUGAAAUUGAUGCAAGCAAUUAAGCUGGGAGAAGAUCUUGACAAGUAUCUAGCUGCGAUAGAAUAAGGGUGCAUCAGCUCUAUUAAUUAAAUAUACUAUAUAGAUCUAUAGAACAUUACAAGUUCGAAUCAAUAUUAAGAUCAAAGAAUUUGGUAACGAUACUGUUGAACUUGGCUGGAUUAUCCAAGUAAAUAUGAUGACCGGCGUUUUCAACAAUCAUAAAUUGAGAAAGUGAAGGAUCAGUCUUGGAAACUUGAGUAUGUAUGUGUUCUCCACCACGAUGGUUCAUCCAGUCCUUGUCUCCAUAAAGCCAUAGUGCUUGCACGUUAUAUUCUUUGAAAUAUUCAAUGAGUCCUCGUUCGCAAAGUGGGAGUCUGGCUAAAAUCUCAUGAUUGAUAAACUUGGUAAUUGCCAAUUCUCCUGAUCCUGGGAACUGGUUGAAAAUGGAGUACGAGUAUCUAUGUAAUUUCAUAAUAACUUCUUCAUCUGCAUGGUUCUUGAAUCUUUUGAAUGACCAAUAUGACAAGACCUUGGAAUAAAACGGGCCUAGUUUCUGCAAUAUCAUAAACGGGGAUUUAUUAUGUUUCCAGAGUGUGCGAAUGAUGUAAUUCUUGGGGAAUCGAGGACGGCCCAUUUCCAACAGUUCCACGAGAAGUUCAACUUCGUUCUCGGGGUCCGGUUUGUUCUCUUCCUCAGUGGGCUUAUUACUGAGUAAACUAACCUCGCUUGACUCUGUUCCCAUGGGACUCACAAGUAUGACCCGAUCCACCACCAAUUUUGGGUCGCGGUUAUACUUCAUCAAGUAACAGCUCGUCAAGUAUGCCCCCAUUGAAUGGGCAAUCAUAUUGAAUUUAUGCAAGUCUCUCUUGAUUCUCCAUGUCUCAAUGCAAUCAAUGAACCAACCUUCUACAAGUUUGAUCUGGGCAAUCUUGGCCUCGCGCGUGUCUGGUUCUAUAAGAAAUUCUGCCGGGAACUUGGGACGCAGGGAGUUACCAAACCCAGGAAGAUCAAUCAAAUGCAACCUCAUUCCUGGAGUCGAUAUUAUUUCUGAGAUGUUAUUGACAAAGUACCCCAAGGCCGCCAUGUACCCAUGGACUAUUACUAUAUGUUGUUCCUCGCCUCCUUCGGUAUUGUUCUCCAAGUACAACUCGUGUAUUGUGACAUUAUCUGAGACUUCUGUGUCUAUGAAUUCGGCAAAUACUGGAUGGCGACCCUCGUCGGGGGUAGGUGCAUUUGGGGGGUAGAUAUGGAUAAAGCCUGGGAGAAUGGAUUUGAAAAGUUCAUAUUCUAUCAUGCGGUUUUUCAAUCUGGCAGCCUGUAUUUCUAGAUUUUGCUGGAUUACAGAUGUACUGGAACUACUGGCAUUCAUAAGCUGGCUCAGGGACGACCACCAAUCUUGAAAGGAGAUGUAGAAAGGUAUAGAUGAUAGUGAUGAUGCGGUAGUUGUUGUGGAAGAAGUGGUUGAAGUUGACGAAGAUUGUGACAUGGGGGAAGAUUUUGGAUCAUCCAUGGUGGCAAUUGUUUCUUUAAUCAACGAAGACAUUUUGCUGUAGAGGUGUCUAGAAAGAAGAAGGAGGAGGAGGAGGAAAUGGUUGUAAUUUUUUAUAAAAAUAGACCACUUCCUUAUCUUAGCCACCAUGUGGGAAAAAAA